CCGCUCAGCCCCGCCCGCCGCCCGCCCGCGCCGCUCCGGCAGCAGCAGCAGCGCUGGGAAGCGGGGAAACUUGGCGGCGGCUCGGGAUGGAGGAGGCUGCGCAGCCCUCGGCGGGGAGCGCCCGGCCCUGAGCCCCGCGCCCCGUGCCGCCCCCACGCGCCGUCCUUCUGCACAUGGGGCCGGGGCAGCAGCCGCCCGCGCCCGCCCGGGCCGGGCCGCUCCGGCUGCGCAGGGUCCGGCAGCGGCGGGAGAUGCUGCCGCAGCAGCUGGGUUUCCUCGGCGCCCUCCUCUUCGUCGUGUGGUGCCUGUGCAGCCUGCUCGCCGCGCCAGGACAAGAAUCAGCUACUGCAGACAAACGUAUUUUGUCAGAAAUAUGGAGGAAUAGAAGACUAAUGGUAUCACAAAAUGGGACACAUGAAGAAAAGAACUGUACAGACCCAGCAAUUACUGAAUUUCCUACAGAUUUGUUUACAAACAAGGAACGACAGCACGGAGCAGUACUGCUUCAUAUUUUUAGUGCACUUUAUAUGUUCUAUGCUUUGGCUAUAGUAUGUGAUGACUUCUUUGUUCCAUCAUUAGAAAAAAUUUGUGAGAAACUACAUUUGAGUGAAGAUGUUGCUGGAGCCACUUUCAUGGCUGCAGGAAGCUCAACCCCAGAAUUGUUUGCCUCUGUUAUAGGUGUAUUUAUCACUCAUGGUGAUGUAGGAGUGGGGACAAUUGUUGGUUCUGCAGUUUUCAACAUCCUCUGCAUUAUUGGUGUCUGUGGGAUAUUUGCAGGACAGGUGGUUCGUCUCACCUGGUGGGCUGUGUUCAGGGAUUCUGUCUACUACACGCUGUCUGUGAUUAUACUUAUUGCUUUCAUAUAUGAUGAGAAAAUAGUAUGGUGGGAAAGCCUUGUACUCAUCAUUAUGUAUUCAUUCUAUAUACUUAUCAUGAAGUACAAUGUGAAAUUGCAAAGCUUUUUUACCUUCAAAAGAAAGAAUGUUGGAAAUGGCAACACCGUCAACAAUGAGCUGGAAGAUGGUAAUGCAUAUUAUGGCAUUAGCUGUGAUGACCCAUCCAUACCAUUGCUAUUGAAAGUGAAGGGAGUACAGCAGUACGGCAAAAACACUGUAGUGAUGGUGGAUGAGAUCAUCUGUUCCAGCCCACCAAAAUUCCGUUUCCCUGAAGCCGGCUUACGAAUAAUGAUAACAAAUAAAUUUGGACCAAGAACCAGAAUGCGAAUGGCAAGCAGACUCAUUAUUAACGAGCGUCAGCGACUGAUUCAGUCUGCCAAUGGCACAAGCAAACCGCUUCAGAACGGGAAGCAUGAGAACAUUGAAAAUGGGAACAUCCAUGUGGAAAACCAGGAAGAGAAUGAGCAUGAUAACCUGUCUCCCUUUUCAAUACCAGAUGGAAAAGUGAACAAGAUCAAGUGGAUUUUGACAUGGCCAUUGAUAUUUCUGCUUUUUUGUACCAUUCCAAACUGCAGCAAGCCACGCUGGGAGAAAUUUUUCAUGCUGACGUUCAUUUUAUCCACUCUGUGGAUUGCAUUGUUUUCCUAUUUUAUGGUGUGGAUGGUUACUGUGAUUGGAUACACUCUGGGGAUUCCUGAUGUUAUCAUGGGCAUUACUUUCCUAGCAGCAGGAACAAGUGUACCAGACUGCAUGGCCAGCUUAAUAGUAGCAAGACAAGGCCUUGGUGAUAUGGCAGUAUCCAACACAAUAGGGAGCAAUGUAUUUGACAUUUUAGUAGGCCUUGGCGUCCCAUGGGGCUUGCAAACUAUGGUGGUUGAUUAUGGAUCGUCUGUUAGGAUAAAUAGCAAGGGGCUGGUCUAUUCAGUUGUGCUUCUGCUGGGAUCUGUAGCUCUUACUGUGGCUGGAAUCCAUAUAAAUCAAUGGAAACUUGACAAGAAACUAGGCAUCUAUGUGUUGCUUCUUUAUGCCAUUUUCCUGUGUUUCUCUAUAUUAAUAGAGUUCAAUGUCUUCACCUUUGUCAACUUCCCAAUGUGCCGAGAAAAUCUUUAAAUGAGCCACACAAAAGGAGAGAGACUCAGAUGUUCUUAACUCCUUGUCCAGUAAGUGACAGGACAUUUACAUUUCUACUUUUUCUCUUCAUUGAUAAUUUAAGUGUCUUUUCUGUUGCAUCAGUUAACAAGAACUUUUAGCUUUGGAAGGAAAACAAACAAACCUUUCUUGGAACAUGCCAGCUCAAGGCAACCAAAACAUUUGCCUCCUUUGGAUAUUGCUGCUCAAAAGUCCCAUUUCUCAAAGGUCCCACUUCAGCAGCAUUCUUUUGUGGUUUCCCUUCUCCUGUAUGCAGACAAUCAAGCAAGAACAUUAAUAAACUCUCAUCUUUCUUUUUCUUUUUUUUUUUGGCAUUUAUUCUCCAUGGAAGAAAAGAAGGCAAGCUAAGAACUGUUCUUGGCUCAGUUAAAGGAUCUCAGCUACAAGACCAGAAAGACCAGUGCACAUAUUAUGGCAUGCGACGUUGAGGACAUUUUUCCCCAUUCAAGUGCUCUGUUUAUAGAGGAACUGCAUUGACAUACAUAAGCCUUUGAUGGUGAUGCUUAACCAUUGUUUUCUUAAGAAUGCAUGAACAAUUUGACAGAGAAAGAAGAGAAGAUGGUUAAUACUGUAUCACUUUUGAUGAUGCGUGGUAAGAGGAAGAGAAUCUGAAUAUUCAAAAAGAGAAUAAACCCACAGCGGUUCAUACUUGAAAAAUGUUUUACCAUCAGCAAGGACCAUUGUACAGUUAUAUACUAAUAUUUGUGGAACAUUAAGCCUGUAAAUAACAUUUUGCAUUUACAUCAAUAAGCACACUUUUGUAAUUUUAGAAGACACUAAAAGGCAGGAGUCCAACUGAGUGCUCUAUAUCCAGCAAUCGUUGUUGUUAUCAUCAGAAAACUAUAACCCAAAUACAUUCCAGAACUGCUUGCAAUUUGCACCGUGGAUUUAGGGGGAGGGUUGCUUCAUCAUUAGGCUAUUGAUCUAGAAGCUGCUGCAUUCUUCUCCACUUGUUGCUACACCCCACAAACUCUGUAAAGAUGGGUGCCUGAUACUACACAGUGCUGAUAUUAAACAACGAUGACAAGAGCAAGUCUAUCACGGGAACCAGCUCCUCGAUCUGUUUGCAUGCAGAAAGUUUUAAAGCUUGACUUAAUCUAGAGCUGAACUAUUUAACUCCCUCUUCUCCCAGCCAGAUUUGGAUAUCUUUUGCACUAGCAUAAAACUAGUUUAAAAUAAUUUUUCUGUGUGUAAUCGACAGUAGAAUCUGGCUCAAAGAAUACAAACAAAAAUGUAACAUCAUAUGCUGUAGUGGUGGUACAAAAAAAGAGUCACCAAAAAAAUUAAGAUGUUUUAAAACAGCUACUUUAAAAAUAUUUUAAAGUUGUAUAUGAACAAAAACAUUUAAAGGUUUCUAAAGAAGCACAGCUAACUUUAUACAUAGAUUUUUUUAUUUUUUUAAUGUUUCUAGGAAAAAGUCUCAGUUAAUUAAAGAUUUGAUGCAUUUUUAAA
Messenger RNA from Alligator mississippiensis (American alligator), 3497 nucleotides. It is a transcript of the gene SLC24A4, whose product is annotated as solute carrier family 24 member 4. The transcript has 17 exons. NCBI's taxonomy places the organism in Eukaryota, Metazoa, Chordata, Crocodylia, Alligatoridae. The coding region runs from base 174 to 2006 and encodes 610 amino acids. Gene Ontology annotation, biological process: calcium ion transmembrane transport; intracellular calcium ion homeostasis; sensory perception of smell. Gene Ontology annotation, molecular function: calcium channel activity; calcium, potassium:sodium antiporter activity. The record is from RefSeq and is a predicted model, not a curated record. Gene Ontology annotation, cellular component: membrane.